AUGAAACUGAUUAACAAAUACGUCGACAAACAUGGCGCUGGCCAUGUCACCUUACGACCAGAAGACGACGAAGACAUGUGGCAUUUAUAUAAUCUUAUCCAGAAGGGCGACUCAGUGCGUGCGCCCGCGAUUCGCCGUGUACAAAAGACAUCCGCUACCGGAUCUAUAGACUCUCAGAGAAUUCGGCUCAACCUCACACUCGAAGUCACCAAUGUAGAAUUUUCUUCGUAUUCUGCAGCUGCAGAGCAAUCCUCUUCCACGGAUCCAAGUGGAUCGAACAACAGCGCAGCGUUACAGAUCGCUGGUCGAGUCAUUGUAGAGAACCCGCAUGUGAAACUCGGCGCAUUUCACACUCUGGAUAUCGAAGCUAACCGGGACGUGCGGAUAGAAAAGGCGAACGGGUGGGAUAGUAUUGCCUUGUCGCGUGUACAAGAGGCUAUUGUCCCAGGCAGAGGCGCAGAGGUUGGAGCGAUUGUCUGCGGAGAGGGAACGGCAGCCUUCUGUCUCCUCUCAGAACAUAUGACGUUGGUCACUCAUCGAAUAUCCGUUCCUAUCCCUCGUAAAGCUGCAUCGGCGGGGUCAUCUCAACACGAAAAGGCAUUGACAAAAUUCUACGGUGUUUUAUACGACGCUUUCAUACGACAUAUUCCGUUCGGCAAUGUGGGAUUGAAGGCAAUUGUUUUUGCGAGUCCAGGAUGGGUGAGAGAUUCUGUGUACGAUUAUGUGAUGCAAGAAGCGGGAAAAAGGAAUGAUAAGGUCCUCCAGCGGGCGCUGAAGGAAAAAGGCAUCAAGAUUCAUAUUAGCAGCCCGCAUGUGCAUAGUCUGGUCGAAGUUUUGAAAAGCCCUGAGAUCAGUGCACAGUUGAAGGAAACGAAAUUCGCAAGAGAGGGAUUGACACUGGACAAAUUCCAUAAAAUGCUUGCAAGCGAUGAGCUACGGGCAUGGUAUGGGCCGAAACAUGUUAUUUUAGCAGCAGAUAGAGGCGCCAUAGGCACGCUUCUAAUAUCUGAUGAACUCUUUCGAGCAAGCGAUCCUGAGACACGGAAAAGAUAUGUCGCUCUUGUUGAAAAGGUAAAACAGACAGGUGGAGACGCGGUUAUAUUUUCUAGCAUGCAUGAAUCAGGUCAACAACUGAAUCAGUUGACCGGAAUAGCGGCGAUUCUUACAUUCCCGCUGGAUAUUGAAGUAGUCGAAGCCGAGGAAAAGGAGGAGGAGGAACGGAAGAAACUAGAAAUGCAAGUAGACGAAAAGGAGGGAGGCUGA
This is a messenger RNA of Lentinula edodes (shiitake mushroom), 1263 nucleotides long. RefSeq names its product eRF1 domain 1-domain-containing protein. Bases 1 to 1263 code for a protein of 420 amino acids. NCBI's taxonomy places the organism in Eukaryota, Fungi, Basidiomycota, Agaricomycetes, Agaricales, Omphalotaceae. Gene Ontology annotation, biological process: nuclear-transcribed mRNA catabolic process, non-stop decay; nonfunctional rRNA decay; RNA surveillance. The transcript is spliced from 6 exons. The record is from RefSeq and is a predicted model, not a curated record. Gene Ontology annotation, cellular component: cytoplasm.